GUUCAGGGACCUGUUAUAGUAGAGGAUACCUGCUUGUGCUUCAAUGCCCUGGGGGGGCUUCCAGGACCCUACAUAAAAUGGUUCCUGGAAAAACUCAAACCAGAAGGCCUGUACAAGCUGCUGGCUGGGUUUGAAGACAAAUCUGCCUACGCUCUCUGUACCUUUGCAUUCAGUACUGGAAACCCAGAGGAGCCAGUGAAGCUGUUCAAAGGCCAGACUCAUGGGCUGAUAGUGGAGCCCAGAGGCCCUCGAGAUUUUGGCUGGGACCCCUGCUUUCAGCCAGAUGGCUACAACCAGACGUAA
Cariama cristata (Red-legged seriema) is the source of this 303-nucleotide messenger RNA. RefSeq names its product inosine triphosphatase (nucleoside triphosphate pyrophosphatase) (gene ITPA). Gene Ontology annotation, molecular function: nucleoside triphosphate diphosphatase activity. The annotation marks the transcript as partial. NCBI's taxonomy places the organism in Eukaryota, Metazoa, Chordata, Aves, Cariamiformes, Cariamidae. The transcript has 4 exons. The record is from RefSeq and is a predicted model, not a curated record. Gene Ontology annotation, cellular component: cytoplasm. Gene Ontology annotation, biological process: nucleoside triphosphate catabolic process.